CGUUCAAAGCGCGGCUCGUGCGCCGGGGCCCGGGAACCGUUGCUGGAGCGGUUAUAGUGGCGCACCUACAAUUACUGCUGCUGCCGCUUCCGCCCGGUCACAGCGGCUCACCUGGAGUUACUGAAGUAGAUACAGCGGCUCACCCACUGUUACUGAAGUAGAUACAGCGGCUCACCCAGUGGUAUUGCUCGGAGUAACGUCUAUUCACCUUGUGCCCGGAAUGGUAACAGCAGUUCAUCCAGUACUUGUGGUCAGAGUAGUCUAGUAGCAUCGUGUAUUCACCCAGUGCUGCUGCACGGAGUAACGUCUGUUCACGUAACACUACUGCUCGGAGUGGUAACAAGAGUGGUAACCCCGUGUUUCUGCUCGGAGUAGCCCAGUGGCAACAGUCGCUGCCGCCGCCGCUGCCCGAAGUGGUCUUGGCAGUUCACCUGCUGCGGAAAAAGAAAUGCCUUCUCGCCUGGAAGACUACGAGCUGUUGGAGAGCAUAGGCUCCGGCUCCUACGGCAGAUGCCAGAAAAUCCGGAGGAAGUCUGACUGUAAGGUCCUUGUUUGGAAAGAGAUGGAUUAUGGAUCAAUGUCUGAAGCAGAGAAACAGAUGCUUGUAUCUGAGGUGAACUUGCUUCGUGAGCUUAAGCAUCCAAAUAUCGUUCGCUACUAUGACCGAAUUAUUGACAGAACAAAUACAACGUUGUACAUUGUAAUGGAGUUCUGUGAAGGAGGCGACCUGGCCAGUCUGAUUAGCAAGUGCAUACGGGAAAGGCGGUAUGUAGAAGAAGAAUUUGCCUUGCGGGUCCUUGCUCAGAUUGCUCUGGCCUUGCGGGAAUGCCACAGACGCUCAGAAAAUGGCCGUACAGUGCUACAUCGAGAUCUCAAACCUGCAAAUGUCUUUCUUGACGUACACCAUAAUGUCAAAUUAGGUGAUUUUGGUUUGGCUAGGAUUUUGCAACAUGACACUAGUUUCGCCAAAACAUUUGUUGGCACGCCGUAUUACAUGUCUCCAGAACAAAUUAAUCAUAUGUCCUACAAUGAGAAGUCUGACAUAUGGUCUCUGGGAUGUUUGCUGUAUGAACUUUGUGCUCUUACCCCACCUUUCACUGCAUUUAACCAGAAGGAAUUAGCAGAGAAAAUAAGGGAAGGCAAAUUUAGAAGAAUACCAUUUCGCUACUCAGAUGACCUCAAUGAUCUCCUUGGUAGAAUGUUAAAUCUUAAGGAUUACUUGAGGCCAACUGUGGAUGAACUAAUGGAGCAUUUCUUGAUUGCAAAUUUGGUGGCUGAAGAACAGCGCAAAAUCUCAGCUGAAAGGAGAGGGAGUAAAUGUCUGGAUAAUGAUAAUUUCCAGGACAGUAACCCACUGAUGGCUGAACUCAAACUUAAAGAGGAUCAACUUCACAAUAGGGCGAAGGCCUUGAAAGAACGAGAAGAACUUCUUGAACAACGUGAACGAGAACUUUGCAUCCGAGAGAGGCUGGCAGAGGAAAAGUUUUCUAGAGCAGAGAGCUUACUAAACAACUACACCCUGAUGAAGCAACAGCAAAAAAUAAAGAUGCCAGUUGGUCGAUUAGAUGAUUACAUAGACACCGAAACCUCACCAGGGAAGAGGAAAGUUCAUUUUGCAGGAGAAAGUAAAGAGAACAUUCACUUUAAGGAAACUGAUGUAACAAAACAACUUCUUAAUAAACCAAAGAACUUGGAUCUGAAGAAAAGAUUACAGGCUGCCAACUUGCGAGCCAGAGCAUUAUGUGAAAUGGAAAAAAAUUAUCAGCUAAAAAGCAGACAGCUUCUGGGGAUGCGCUAACUUAAUUUUAUCAUUGACAAUAUAUUUUAAAAUGCAGAUUCUUUGAAAAGCUGUCGUCCAUCAUGGGGCCAACUAUUUUUUAACUCAUGAAGGUGAAGACUGAACAUUUAUGAUCUUAAACCUACGCUCGGAAAUGAAAAUAAACUUCUUGCUAUCGGCAUAUGAAAGAUCAACCAAUUGCAUUAUCCAGCAUGAUAAUUCACUUUUCCUCGUGACGUGUUCUUUUCCCUUUGAUUCUCACUGUGCAAGUCACAGAUCUCUUUCCCCAUAAUACAAUUAUUCUUCAUCUUUUUGGAACUUUACUUCUGAAUUUUACACAGUUAAAACCACAAACUAUACACCAUGCUGUUAGAUGGUUGUCCAAUAUUAUUUUUUUUUAAGAUUUUGCACUGGCACUGCUGUUGCAUUUUGUGAGAUCAGUUGAGUUGUAAAAUAUUAUUUUCAGAUAUCUUGUGUCUUAGUUUGUGUUAAAUAGUGUUUUUGCUUUGAAAAUAUUAUUUUUUUCAUAGUAAGAUAUACAAUGUAUAAACAGAUUUCUAAAUUGCAGUGUGUGGUCCUGUAUUUAAACAUUUGUAUCUGUAAUUAAGAUGGUAACUCAGAAUCUGAUAAUGUAACCACUCUCUUUUAGAGAAAAUAAAAUUUGGUCUGGAUGUUUAACCAAUAUGACCAAUUUUAUUUCCCCAACAAAGUUGAAAGUUGCACACUUUUUUUGGAUGAUGUAAAGCCGGUGGUUGGUUUUCCAUUAUUUAAGUUUAAUAAAAGUUUAAAUUUCUGAGAAUGUAAGCAGGGGCUAAGCCAAUCAGACCUUCAAGCCUGAUAUAUUCAAUAAAAUUAUGGUUGACCCAAUGUUGUAUCAGCAUCA
Amblyraja radiata (thorny skate) is the source of this 2660-nucleotide messenger RNA. RefSeq names its product NIMA-related kinase 2 (gene nek2). Lineage: Eukaryota; Metazoa; Chordata; Chondrichthyes; Rajiformes; Rajidae. The coding region runs from base 449 to 1798 and encodes 449 amino acids. The record is from RefSeq and is a predicted model, not a curated record. The transcript has 9 exons. Gene Ontology annotation, biological process: protein phosphorylation. Gene Ontology annotation, molecular function: protein kinase activity; ATP binding.